AUGAGAAUUGUAGAAAGGAUACAACAAGGGGAAGAUUGUGAAUUUGGAUUUGCUGCAGAUGGUGCUCUUAUGCAAGGCUCUAGGAUAUGUGUGCCAGAUGUGGAUAACCUUAGAGCUGAAAUCAUGCAGGAGGCGCACUACACACCCUAUAAUGUCCAUCCAAGCUCCACCAAAAUGUACCAUGAUACAGAUGAACAAUCUGAAAGGAUAAUUCAGACCCUGGAAGACAUGCUUCGUAUGUGUAUCCUAGAUUUUGGAGGUCCAUGGGAUGAUAAGCUACCUUUGGUAAAAUUUGCCUACAAUAAUAGCUAUCAUUCCAGUAUCAAGAUGGCACCCUACGAGGCACUGUAUGGCAAAAAGUUUAGAUCCCCUUUAUGUUGGAUAGAAGUGGGUGAGGCGAAGGUGCAUGACCUAGAUCUGGCGCAGCACACCUCAGAAAUGGUACUUAGGAUUAGGGAACAUUUGAAGACUACCUUUAGCAGGCAGAAGAGCUAUACAUAUCCCAGGUGGAGAGAUGUAGAGUUUGUAGUGGGUGAUUUUGUAUUUCUGAAAGUCUCUCCAAUGAAGGGAGUAAUGAGAUUCGGGAAGAAUGGCAAGCUAGCAUCUCGAUACAUAGGGCCUUUCGAGAUUACUAAUAGAGUUGGACCAGUGGCCUAUCGCCUGUAUAAUUUGAGGUCGCUACAACAGUACAGUGAUCGUCAUUCGUGUAGAGUGAUUGUCUACAAAGGUCGCUACAACAAUACAGUGGUCAUCAUUCGUGUAGAGUGA
Messenger RNA from Hevea brasiliensis (rubber tree), 768 nucleotides. RefSeq lists its product as uncharacterized. Lineage: Eukaryota; Viridiplantae; Streptophyta; Magnoliopsida; Malpighiales; Euphorbiaceae. The transcript is spliced from 3 exons. The coding region runs from base 1 to 768 and encodes 255 amino acids. Gene Ontology annotation, molecular function: nucleic acid binding. The record is from RefSeq and is a predicted model, not a curated record.